GUCAGCUGCUUGUUUACUAAUCACCUGUGAAGUCCCCUGUCUGGGGCAAACUCGGGACUUUACCACUUGAAGAUAUAAAAUGUAGCACUGAUUUUAUAGAUCGAUCAGUUUGCGUUAUCUCUCUGCUUCGAGAUGAAGUUUAUCGUAAUUUUUGUUAUUGCCUUGUGUGUGUUUACAAUCACUGCUUACCCACUCGAUCAAGUUGAAGAACAAGAUGAACAUCAAGUGACACAUAUCCGGGUUAGACGAGUGACUUGUGAUUUGCUCAGUGCUGAGGCCAAAGGGGUCAAAGUGAAUCAUGCUGCUUGUGCCGCCCAUUGUCUUUUGAAAAGAAAACGUGGGGGCUAUUGCAACAAGAGAAGAAUUUGUGUCUGCAGGAAUUAAUUGUAUUUGUAAAAGUAUUAUCUAGACUGCAAUUUUUUUAAUGUUAAUUUACCUUAUUAUACAAACAUUUAAAUAAAUAAUUUUAAAUUGUA
Molecule: messenger RNA, 476 nt
Organism: Tribolium castaneum (red flour beetle)
Lineage: Eukaryota; Metazoa; Arthropoda; Insecta; Coleoptera; Tenebrionidae
Gene: Def
Product: Defensin
Exons: 2
Coding region: 133-384 (83 amino acids)
Biological process (GO): humoral immune response; defense response to bacterium
Source: RefSeq, a predicted model, not a curated record